Messenger RNA from Acromyrmex echinatior (Panamanian leafcutter ant), 1849 nucleotides. RefSeq names its product Torsin interacting protein (gene TORIP). Gene Ontology annotation, biological process: membrane organization. The record is from RefSeq and is a predicted model, not a curated record. Gene Ontology annotation, cellular component: membrane. NCBI's taxonomy places the organism in Eukaryota, Metazoa, Arthropoda, Insecta, Hymenoptera, Formicidae. Gene Ontology annotation, molecular function: ATPase activator activity.
UGCUGAUCAAGCGUGGUGACCACUCUGAAACUAACGCCAAUCUCGAAUCUCGAUUUUAUCAAUCGCGCGUAGUCUGUUGCUAGCUCACAUAUUGGCACUAGGGCCACUAGAGUGACGCUUCUACGGCAAAAUUUGCGAUCAUUUGCGAUAAUCGCAGAUACUCGCGAUACAACUAGUUGCUGCGACCGUUAUAAUGAGGUUAUAUCUUUCUGUGACAAUAACAUAUGAAUGAAGAUGAGGCCACCGGCUGCGGAAUAUGCGAGAUUCACAAUCCACCAAUGACAUCCAUACCAUCUAUACCCAAACCUAGAAGAUCUCUAAGAUCAGAAAAUACAAACAAUAUUCACAGUCCACCAAUGGCAUCUACAUCAUCUAAACCCAAAUCUAGAAAAUCUCUAAAAUCAGAAGAUACAAGCAAAUACCAUUUUUUAAACAAUUCUCAAAAUUCAGAAAUGGAAAGAAACAUAUCAAGACAGCAAAAUAUAUCAAAUCAAUCUGAAACUGAAGAAUUAUUUAAAAAUCAAAGUUAUGAAAAUGCACAAGUGACAGAAAGUUCUAGUGAGGAAGACGAAAAGACAUCUUUACAUCGUUCACUAUCUUUACGUCGCUCUAGAACUAUCUCUCCAGAAAGAAAUGAUGGUCAUUCACAGAAAAUAAAGUAUGAAAGGGAUAUUAAGAAGAAUAAACAGAAUACAAGCAGCAAUCUCUACUUUAUCUGUAUUAUUUUAAUAGUAUUAGUAGGAAUAUUUUUCAAAUUACCUUUAAAUAACAAUAAAGGACAGUCUAUAAUCAUUAAUAAUCCUUUAUCGUUAACUAAAUCAGUCCAAAACCUCAAAGCUUCAUUUUCUAAUCAAGAAUUAGAUAUCUGGAGUGAUAUUUCAUCUACUAUAAACGAAGUGAUAUCAAGAACUCCCAAAAUACCUUCAGUAAUUCUGCUGUUUGCAAAGGAAACAACUACAAUGAAUUGUUUAGCUACUAAACUAGCACAUAUGAGCAGUGAUAUUUUAAAUGCAGAUAAUUAUCUGAUAUUUAAUCCAAAAGAUUUUGGAAACGAUGCUGGUGAGAUCAUUACUAUAUUAAACGAACAUUCUCCAGAGAAAAAAAAAGUUGUGAUUAUUCACGACAUAUUGAAUAUUAAUGCAGAAGCAAUAAAGGCAUUACAUAAUUUAUGCGAUAGAAUAAAUCCUUUAGUAGCAGAAGCUAUUUAUAUUCUUACUAUGCAAACUAACAGUUCUUUGUCACAACAGAAGAAGCUAAAGUUUGUAGAAAAUCAGAUUUAUAAUCGAUUAUCAAAGAGCAUCGAUCAGGAUAUUUUGAUAGCACUUAUAACGCGCAUUACAGAUGGGGUAAUUAUAUCGGUACAACCUGAACCACAAUUAAGAUAUUGUUAAUCUGAAUUGAAGAAAAUAAGCAUAUACAAUUAUAACAACACAUUGAUAUAGUUAUGUAAAUUACAAAGUUAAAUAUGUUUUUGUCAAUAAUAAAAUUGUUAAUUCAAAGCUAGCGCCUUAUGUGCAGUUUGCUAUUCGAAGAGAUUCAUUUCAUUCAAAGGCAGAUUCAUCGAAUUUGUAAUUAUUUAUUUAUUAUUUAUGUCGAGUCACUAACAAAAUGGUAUUUUAAUGAAAUUAAAAUAAAUCAAGAGUUUAGUUUGUGUUGAUUGAAAACUCUUAAAUGUAAAACUUCGCCUCAACAUUUUCGAUAAAUGUAAUAGUAAUGAAGUACAAUUAUAUAUGAGCUGCGUUUCUAUUCAUUUUAAAAAUUUUCUAUUCAUAUUUAAAAACAGCUAUUAUCAGGAGACAUGAUAUCUUAAAUGUCAAGUCAUUAUCAAUAAAAAAAAUAAAAUUACUAA